This is a messenger RNA of Punica granatum (pomegranate), 1012 nucleotides long. NCBI's taxonomy places the organism in Eukaryota, Viridiplantae, Streptophyta, Magnoliopsida, Myrtales, Lythraceae. The record is from RefSeq and is a predicted model, not a curated record.
UAAAAUCUCACAAUCAAAACGAAGUUGCGAAGCAAAAUGGGACGAGGUCACAUAGCGAUCCCGAGAUUCGGCAUCCGCCUCCGGUCGCCGCCACCGAGAGUGAACCACAUCUCCUCCAUGGUGAAGACUGCCACCCCCGAAGGCAAGAACAUAAGUUAUCCCCUCGGAGAUGAGGCCGAGGAUGGCGGUCCUGCCUAUUCCGGGAACAGGGUGAUGGUGGUGGUGGACUCGAGCCUCGACUCCGAGGGGGCUCUCGAGUGGGCCCUGACUCACACGGUCCAGAGCCACCAGGACUGCAUUGUUCUGCUUCAUGUCAUCAAGCCGUUCGAUAAAGAUGGGGCAGAGCAUAGUGGAAAGUUCAAUCUCAGGGCUCAUGAAGUUCUGCAUUCGAUGAGAAAUAUGUGCAGAUCGAGGAGACCUUCGGUGAAGGUGGAGGUGGCAACGGUGGAGGGGGAGAAGAAGGGGCAGGUGAUAGUCGAAGAGGCCAAGAGGCAGAGGGUGUCCCUGCUGGUCCUGGGCCAAAGGCGGCGGCCCGCAAUGUGGCAGCUGGUGCGGCGGUUGUGGACGAGAAAGAGGCAGCGCCGCCUCGGGAUGGUGGAGUACUGCAUACAGAACGCUAGCUGCAUGGCCAUUGCGAUGAGGAGGAAGAGUAGGAAGCUCGGCGGGUAUUUGAUCACCACGAAGCGCCACAAGAACUUCUGGCUCUUAGCUUAAUCAAUUAAUUUUAAUUAAUUCAAGUUCAAUUGCAAAUAUUCAUGACUUCAAUGUGGUUCAUUGAUAGUUCACCCGGCUCGUGUAGUUUGUCAAUUGAUGCAAGAAUAUAAAUUAGACCGUCUUUGUUUUUUUCUUGAGUCAUCGGUACCGUCCUCAACUCUUAAACGUUAUCCGCAUAACUUGAACAAAUGGGAGAUCUUGUAUGCGCUAAAUCAUUUAUUAAAUAUAAUUGUCAAUUUGAUGACAAGGGGGAGAAAAAGGAUCACAUUUGGAUUUUCUUACUAGGGUUGGUUUAUUG